GGAGAACAACCCGACGCUGGUGGAGGUGCUGGAGGGAGUGGUGAGGCUGCCUGAGACCGUGCACACGGCUGUGCGCUACACCAGCAUCGAGCUGGUGGGGGAGAUGAGCGAGGUAGUGGACAGGAACCCGCAGUUCCUGGAUCCCGUGCUGGGGUACCUGAUGAAGGGGCUGUGUGACCGGCGCUUGGCCUCGGCGGCAGCCAAGGCAAUCCACAACAUCUGCUCUGUGUGCCGUGACCACAUGGCUCAGCACUUCUCGGGGCUGCUGGACAUCGCGCGCUCCCUCGACUCCUUCACGCUGUCCCCCGAGGCUGCCGUGGGGCUGCUCAAGGGGACGGCGCUGGUGCUGGCCCGGCUGCCCCUGGAGAAGAUCGCGGAGUGCCUCAGCGAGCUCUGUGCCGUGCAGGUGCUGGCGCUCAAGAAGCUGCUCUCUCAGGAGCCAAGCAAUGGCCUCUCCUCAGACCCCACUGUGCCCCUGGAUCGACUCGCCGUCAUCUUCAGACACACCAACCCUGUCGUGGAGAAUGGGCAGGUCCAUCCGUGCCAAAAAGUCAUUCAGGAG
Acanthisitta chloris (rifleman) is the source of this 562-nucleotide messenger RNA. RefSeq names its product transportin-3-like. The transcript has 5 exons. Gene Ontology annotation, cellular component: cytoplasm; nuclear membrane. Gene Ontology annotation, biological process: protein import into nucleus. The annotation marks the transcript as partial. The record is from RefSeq and is a predicted model, not a curated record. Lineage: Eukaryota; Metazoa; Chordata; Aves; Passeriformes; Acanthisittidae.